AUGGCUUUGGAGGCUUUUUCGUCACAGGCCAGCGAUAAAGUUCACGCAGAUGUUCUCUCGAAAGCAAGGCUCGCUUGUUACAAGGCGCGGGACGCAUUCUACGCGUGCCUAGAGAGAGAAUCGAACAAGAAACCCACGGAAAUUGCGUCUGUAGGGCUUCUUUACCCAGUCGAGUGCAAGCGAGUUAGGGAUCAGUACGUGAAUCAGUGCAGACCCACUUGGGUGAAGCAUUUCGACCGGCAGUAUUGUGCGAAGAAGAAGGUUCAGAGGCUUUUGGAUGAUAACGAGUCAAGGAGAGGAGUUUAA
Messenger RNA from Striga hermonthica, 306 nucleotides. The record is from the annotation of a GenBank genome assembly. Lineage: Eukaryota; Viridiplantae; Streptophyta; Magnoliopsida; Lamiales; Orobanchaceae.